Molecule: messenger RNA, 903 nt
Organism: Pichia membranifaciens NRRL Y-2026
Lineage: Eukaryota; Fungi; Ascomycota; Pichiomycetes; Pichiales; Pichiaceae
Exons: 1
Coding region: 1-903 (300 amino acids)
Biological process (GO): vesicle-mediated transport
Cellular component (GO): membrane
Source: RefSeq, a predicted model, not a curated record
AUGUCUACAGAGCCGUUGAUAGGGAAUUCAAAUUUCGAGGAGGGAAAGGGUGGAGGUACAAAUGUUAGCAAUACCACAAACAAUAAUAGUAAUAAUAAGAAUGAUAAUAACGGUCCUUUGAACAAUGGUAAUGAAAAGAUGCAAUUUGAUGAGGGUGUGAACAUAAUACACUGCUGCUUGAGUAUCAACUCCACAACUAUAUACACUUAUGACAAUCCUAAUAUUUUGCACAGGGCGAACUUGAACUAUGUGGAGGCCAUUACGCAGAACUUGGGGGAAAUUAAUGAGGUGCAGGAGGACCGUAUGGAUCACAUAAACCUGAACCAGAGUAUAAGGAUCAACAAGAAAAACAUCAACCUGAUGAUAUACUACAAGAAGAACAUUAUGGAGAACAACGAUUUAAUAACGAUCGUCAUACUAUGCGGCGAUAAACUUAUGAGUAGUUUUGUGCAUAAUUUGUUAGAAAAGCUUAUGAACGAGUACGUGAACGAGUACUACACGAAUAAUAGGAGGUUUGAGUUCAAGCUUCGAAUUAAGGAAAUCAUCAACCAAGAAGAGGGGCAUCUGAUCAGAUUGGUGGAGAAUUAUGGCUCUGUCGAAGGGGAGAUUGCCCAAGUGCGAGAGUUGAUGAACGAGAAUAUCGACAAGAUCUUACAGCGAGGUGAGAACCUCGAUACGUUGAUCAGCAAGACGUCGAACUUGAACACGAGUUCCAGCUCGUUCAGAAGGCGAACCACGAGCGUGAAGCGGAAGAUGAUAUGGUCGAACGUGAAGUUUGUGGUGAUUGUUACGCUGAUUGCGCUACUGGUGGGGUACAUUCUGUUGGGGCUCGAGUGCGGGCUACCGUUCUACAGCAAGUGCCUACACCCGAAGAAGCCAAGCCAGCCGUCGGUGGAUGCCUAG